This is a messenger RNA of Ostrinia furnacalis (Asian corn borer), 1449 nucleotides long. It is a transcript of the gene Ykt6, whose product is annotated as YKT6 v-SNARE homolog. The coding region runs from base 164 to 760 and encodes 198 amino acids. The record is from RefSeq and is a predicted model, not a curated record. Gene Ontology annotation, biological process: endoplasmic reticulum to Golgi vesicle-mediated transport. Gene Ontology annotation, molecular function: SNAP receptor activity. Lineage: Eukaryota; Metazoa; Arthropoda; Insecta; Lepidoptera; Crambidae. Gene Ontology annotation, cellular component: Golgi apparatus. The transcript has 2 exons.
CUUUGACGUUUCUUCUGCGUAGCUCUAGCCAAGUCAGCUUCAAUUUAGAAUUUACGAAAUUAUUUAAUUAUUGUACUAAUAAUUUGCACAAAUAAUAAUUUAUUUUUUAUUUCUCUGUAACAAGCCUAUAAAUACAUUCUGAACACCUCCACUUAAGUUCAAGAUGGUGAAACUGUAUGCGAUCUUAGUUCUUUACAAAGGAGUUAACAGUGGGACACUGCUCAAAUCUGCCUAUGAUUUGCAAAGUUUCAGUUUCUUUCAGAGAAGUUCUGUGCAAGAGUUUAUGAUGUUUGUCAGCAAAACUAUGGUAGAAAGAACACAGCAAGCUUCCAGGCAAUCAUUUAAAGAAGGAGAAUACAUGUUACAUGUGUAUGUGAGGGCAGACAACCUAGCUGGUGUGCUUAUAUCAGACCACGAGUACCCAAACAGAGUGGCCCAUACUUUGAUUACAAAAAUUCUCGAUGAAUUUAGUGCUGCAGUACCCGCUACUAAUUGGCCGACUGCCAAUGAAGCUACAGUGGACUUCCCAAUCUUGCCCCAACAUUUAACUAGAUAUCAGAACCCCAAAGAAGCUGAUGCAUUAACUAAAAUACAGAAUGAGUUGGAUGAGACAAAGAUCAUAUUACACGACACAAUAAAAGCUGUUUUGGAGAGGGGAGAGAAAUUGGAUGAUAUGGUUGCAAAAUCCGAGAGCUUGACUAUGCACAGCAAAUUGUUUUAUAAAACAGCUCGCAAAACAAACAGCUGUUGUAAUUUCUGAGGAAUUUAUGUAAUUCCUUAUUGAGAAUGGCCAUAACUGUUACGUCAAGAGGAAUUUAAAAUAGGAAAAAUGUUCAAUGUACCUUGUUAAUCUGUGUGUUUCAUGAACCAUAUUAGCUUGCAUAGGUGUGAUUCAAUAUGUCCAUACAUAAAUGAACAUAAUAUAACCUGUAUGGUAUAGUUAUACACAUUUUUUUUACUUGAAAUUAUAAUAUUUAGCCACAUUAUUUAGUUUUUAGAUUUAAUGUAUUACAAUGAUAUUGUAUGGUAAUUUUAACGUGAAUUAUUCAAAGUUAUAUAACUUGUUAAUGCUUAGGUUACAUUUGUGUUAUUGUAUUUUCCCAAAUGCUAGAGUGGUGGACCUAUAUUUUGAUAAGACUAUUUUAUCAAGCAUUAACUUUGAAUGUAAUGCUAAUAGUUAAAUGUUAUUACUGUGCUAAUUUGUAAAGUAAUCAAAUGUAUGAUGGCAAUGAUUGAAAGUAUUGUAUGGGUCAGAGAUUGCUUGGCAACUGUUAUGCAAUGGUGAAGUAUUAAUACAACAGGAACAUAAUUUUAACAAACUUGAAUUCUUACAUGAAUAUACAAAAAACUAAUCAGAUUGUUGUAUCAUUGCCAGGGCCGGAUCGUGAAUUUGUGGGGCCCUGGGCUGAAACUUCUUAUGACGUUGUCACGUAAAAAUAUCGUCCGUAA